Molecule: messenger RNA, 2488 nt
Organism: Mercenaria mercenaria
Lineage: Eukaryota; Metazoa; Mollusca; Bivalvia; Venerida; Veneridae
Exons: 2
Coding region: 406-1260 (284 amino acids)
Source: RefSeq, a predicted model, not a curated record
CAAUAGUGUAAAGUACUGAACGAAAAAGAAUAAGCGAGACAAAGGAGUUUAUUUGCUUGCUAAGUAAAACGUAAAUAAAUAUCGAAGUUGUGUGCGUUAUAAACAAUCAAAUUAUUAGAUAUAGCACUUAGAGAAAGAGGUUGGUGAAUGGAUUCACUCAUAAAUAAAGCAUAAAACACAGUACGAAAUAAUACGACAAAGUGACUCGACAAAUAUCAUAAGUUAAUUAUCGAAACCUGACGCAAACAAUACAUAUGAAUUAAAUAUUACCGUUGCUGUAAUAACAAUCUUAUAGAAAACUAGGAAAACAAGCAGUUAAUCCAAUAACGUUGUGUGGAGUAAGAUAUUAUUUCUGUAUAAUUUUGGACAGUUUUACAAAUUAAGAUAAGGCUCUCCAAGAGCUGAAUGGGUAACUACGGUAGCAGACGCAAGGGAAGAAGACUGAAGUGCCGGUAUAGCCGGUCUGAGGACGAACUCUCAGAUGACAAAGACAUUCCAACGGAAUAUUUUGGGGGGAUCACGCCGGACUCUUACGAUAAGCUGUUGGCUUGGAUGGUGGAAAUGGCUGAAAAUGAUGAAGCUGACUUAAGUUCACCGGCAUUUGUUGAACAUUUUACUACAGUUUGUGCAGAAAAAGAUAAACAAAGUGCAACUGAGUUAGCUCCAUCCAUUCGCUCGAUUCCGCCAAUACGCCAGAAUUCAUUCGAAGUUCCAGUUCGCCAACAUUCGUUGGAUUCUAGUGACAGUUCUCAGCAUAGUAGAUCAUCUAAAUCUAGAGAAGAUAAGCUGCAUUCUAAACCCAGAUUCAGACGGGCAAUGCUCAGUCGGCAAAGUACAUUUGAUUAUUCCGACGACAGUGACGCUCCGCAUGACGGUAUCGGUGAUUGCAGUUUUGACAGUGAUAUUGAUUUGAGUUCUAAUACAUGUUUGAUAAGCAGUAUAGGCGAGACAUCUUUUACGAAACAUGUAAGACCUCCCUUGCGCAAAAAUCAAAGUUGUACAACAUACCAAAAUUACAACGCAAGUAUUGCAGACUUACUGAAUGCUGAUUCGCGCAAAAAGAGCAAGAGUUUAAUGACAAUGAGAAAGAUGUUCUCAGAAACGAAAAACGUCGAAGAAAUAACUCCAAUUAUUGAAGAAACAGUAGUUAAAGUGUUAGAUAAUGACAUGUUAGAUAGAAAUAUGGCUGAUAUUUUAUAUUCGGUGGAAGCGUUGUGGCCAAAGGCGCCAAAUGAUUUUAUUCGGGAACAAAAAGGGUGAAGCUUCAGUUAAAUUAUGCAUUUCAGAACUUUAUGUGUAAUUAGAAGCGCGUAUGCAAGAGGUUUAUUAAAACAGAUUUAGCUUAGAUAUAGAUCUAAUGUAAAUUCAACAUGUGUUUGAUACUUGGAUUGAUAAGGAAGGUAUCAUAGAGACUUGUAACAUUUGAAAAUAUAUCCAUUUUGCAAAAACAAGUUUUAUUGUUGAACGUGUAGAUGUUACAACAUUUUCAUCACAUGAUACAUGUAUGUCAUCAGUAAAUGAUCUGGUUAUAGGGUGAUUUAAAUUCAAUUAAACAAAAGUCAAAAUAAGUAGGGGUAUUUCUAUGUACUUCAGCUCAACUUUAUAAUAUUAAAAUCUUUGCAUAAAUGUUUCCUUGGAAAAGCAUGUUAACUUACAAAAUCGUUGCCAAAUAUCCAUCUUCGAUUUUUAUACAUUUUCUAUACAACCGAUUUGGGAACAGCACAUAGUUUAGAUUGCAAUUGAAAAACAACAUUUGCUGUUCGAAAGUAAUGAAAUCCGCGAAACUCCUCAUGCCUCUCAUUUUCCUCCCCUGAUUUAAUCCAUUUGCAUGUCCAAACAUUGUCACAAUGCUUUCACAAACUGUUCUAGAUAUCAUUAUUUUAUUAAAAUUAUUUAUGUUUUAUAUCCUUUGGGAACAUAGAGUGCAUCCAAUAUCUAUGUAACAGAAUUCCGAUUAAGCCGCUGCUGGGGGAAGUGGGGGCGUGAGAGAUGUUGCACUUUCCAUUACCUCUAAUGAACAGACUCAAUCGAACCAAUUCUUCUAUUAUUUACUUAGAUGCAUUCUAUGAUGCCAAAGGAUCUUUUUACAGAUUUUAUACAUCUAAUAUCGAAAUUGUUCCCUAUAGGCAUAUUUCAUGUUAUUACAUGUAUUUUAUUGGUCUGAUACUAAGACAAAAUAUUAUAAAAGUUGCUAUUUGACAUUUUACUAUAUUUAACUCUAUUCGUGUGACACAUUCCAAACAUUAUGCAUUUCAAUGCUUUACCAAGUUUCCUUCAUGUUUGUCCAGGAAUGUCGACAUAUUUUUUCUGAUACAUUUAAUAUAUAAACAGCUAUCAAAAAUUGUGUGUUUAUAUUUUAUAUCGAACAUGAAAAGAAGAGACCUCGAUGAAAUAAAUCAAAGGUGGCCUAUCAUAUUUAAGCAACAUUUUAUGAGCAUUUCUAUUGUAAGUUUAUUCUGUUAAAGAUUUCGUAAUGAAUACCAUAGAA